This is a messenger RNA of Blepharisma stoltei, 408 nucleotides long. The record is from the annotation of a GenBank genome assembly. NCBI's taxonomy places the organism in Eukaryota, Ciliophora, Heterotrichea, Heterotrichida, Blepharismidae.
AUGCUGAAGGCACUUAGCUUGAUCAAGCGCGCAUACCACCCAAAAGUGAUUGAAUACUACGAGCAGCCUAAAAACGUUGGCUCUCUUGACAAAGGUGACAAAUCUGUCGGGACAGGUGUUGUCGGAGCACCUGCCUGCGGAGAUGUGAUGAAGUUGCAAAUAAAAGUUGAAGACGGGAAGAUCAAAGAAGCAGUGUUCAAGACCUUUGGAUGUGCUUCUGCCAUAGCCAGUAGUUCCUACGCCACAGAGUACAUUAAAGGCCUAGACCUGAACGAUGCCAUGCAAUUGAAAAAUUCUGACAUCGCUUCAUACUUGCACUUGCCUCCCAUCAAGCUCCAUUGUUCUAUGCUAGCGGAGGACGCUGUGAAGGCAGCGAUAACAGACUUCAAGAAAAAGCAAGACAAUUAA